CCGACAUAAUUGUAGUCGCCAUCUUUGCUUCAAUCUUUCAGUCGCCUCCAGAUUUGCGGGCGUUUCAUCGCCGAUUUUCAAUGUUUUGCUCAAUAAAGUCACUAUUUUUUCUUUUGAAAGCAACGUAAAAAGUUUAUGGUAGCUUGCGUAACAGUUAAAUGUGAAAAUGAGCUUUUUCGGGUUUGGACAAACUGCGGAUAUCGAAAUUGUGUUCGAUGAUGCUGACAAACGAAAGGUUGCCGAAGUUAAAACUGACGAUGGAAAAAAAGAAAAAUUGUUACUCUAUUACGAUGGUGAAACUGUGUCAGGAAGAGUCAAUGUAACGCUUCGAAAACCUGGAUCAAAAUUAGAACAUCAAGGAAUCAAGGUUGAGCUUAUCGGUCAGAUAGAAUUAUUUUACGACAGAGGUAAUCACCAUGAGUUUAUAUCAUUGGUAAAAGAAUUAGCCCGUCCUGGCGACUUAUUGCAGCACACAUCGUAUCCAUUCGAAUUCGCCAACGUUGAGAAACCGUACGAAGUUUACACAGGAGCUAACGUCAGGCUAAGAUAUUUCUUACGUGCGACAAUAAUUCGUCGCCUCACCGAUGUUGUAAAGGAAGUCGAUAUCGCUGUUCACACGCUAUGCAGCUAUCCGGACGUUUUAAAUUCGAUAAAAAUGGAAGUAGGAAUCGAAGAUUGCCUCCACAUAGAAUUUGAAUACAACAAAUCGAAGUAUCACCUUAAAGACGUGAUAGUAGGUAAAAUUUAUUUCCUUCUUGUUCGUAUUAAGAUUAAACACAUGGAAAUAUCUAUAAUUAAAAGGGAAACAACUGGUUCAGGUCCAAAUACAUUCACAGAAAAUGAAACAGUUGCUAAGUAUGAAAUAAUGGAUGGGGCUCCUGUCAGAGGUGAGAGUAUUCCUAUAAGAGUGUUUUUAGCUGGAUAUGACUUAACACCGACAAUGAGAGACAUAAAUAAUAAAUUCUCAGUGAGGUAUUAUCUCAACUUGGUCCUUAUGGACACUGAAGACAGACGCUACUUCAAGCAACAAGAAGUCACACUGUGGAGGAAAAGUGAUAAAUCAAGGUUGCCAUUACAUAAUCCACACCACCCUCAGACUCUAGCACAUCCUUCAAUUGCUCCACAAAGACAGCUUAGUGCUUCAAGUGAGGAGAAUUCUGCAAGAGCUGUGUCACCAUCAAUGCCAGAUAAUGCAAUGCAGAGGUCUGUAUCUCCAUCAAUGCCAACCAUUGAUAAUCAUAAUGGACCCUCACAAAUGGAACAAGAAGAACCCGAUGUAUUACCAGAUAAAUUAUCUAAGACACACAUUGAUAUCAGUGAACCUCAAUCACCUGAUGCCAUUAAUGCCGAGAAAGCAGUCGAAAGGCCAAAGGUGUCAGAAAAACCUCUAGAUAAGCCACCACUGGAUGAUAACCCUCAGCCAGUAAAGCAACAAGAUCAGCCACCUGUUGCUGAAAAACCUCAAGUAGCAGAAAAAACACAAAUAAAUAACAAACCAAAGGUUGAAAAACCUGUAGCAGAGAAAAUUGCUGUUAUGGAAAAACCAUUACUUGCUGAAAAACCCCAAGUAGCAGAGAAGCCUAUUAUUGCUGAAAAGCCUGUCUUGUCACGACCUGAAAGUGUAGAAGCAACUCCGAGUCAAUAGCCUUCAUACACCGGUGCUGUUGAUAUCUCACUAGCCGGCGAAAUGAACUGUAUGUUUUCAUAUACGAAAACAAUUGUUUAAAAUGUCUAUUUUAAAUUAAGAAAAUAUUAAUACAGUUGUUGCAGCAAUUUGCUUAAUAUUAUUUUAUAUGCAAAUUGCAAUAAAGUCUUACAUAGACUGUUAUGGGUAAGUGUAUAGUGUUGCUAUAGCUAUAAACAGAACAAAUGUGCCGACAAUGAUUCAUAGAUAUGCUGUUUACAAGUUUUUUACAAAGGGCAUGUAGAGAGAUAAUAUUUUGUUGCUUUAAUAUGAAUUCAAUUAUAACAUUAAAACUUUUAGUAUAAAUGAUAUCUUCAUUGUUUUCUACAUGACAUUUUUUUAAUCAUUAGAGAAUACAAGGUUAUUAAUUGUUAGAUUUUUAAGACAUUUGCAAUAUCAAAAAAGAUAAUGAUUAACUCUCAUAGCCGAUUAUCUUUGAAUGCUCUGUUAUUAGAUUAUUAUCAAUCAAAGUUAGAUAGCUUGAAUAUCGACCUGUGUUAUAGGCCAUUUAAGUAUUGCUUCUUGUACCCAAAUGGUUUUAAUACUUAAAUUUUUCUAUUAUCUUUAUUUAUAAGCAUUGUUCAGUAUAUAUUUAGCUUAAUGCUGAUAUCCGUGUCUCAUCAAUGAUCUGAAAUUUGAAUGAAGACAGCAUAGUUCGUUAUUAUCCUCUUAAACAGUAUUUAUAGGUAAUGCCUUAUAAAAUUAGUGAAUCAUUUGAUAU
Vanessa atalanta (red admiral) is the source of this 2405-nucleotide messenger RNA. RefSeq names its product vacuolar protein sorting-associated protein 26B (gene Vps26). The transcript has a single exon. Lineage: Eukaryota; Metazoa; Arthropoda; Insecta; Lepidoptera; Nymphalidae. Gene Ontology annotation, cellular component: retromer complex; endosome. Gene Ontology annotation, biological process: retrograde transport, endosome to Golgi; intracellular protein transport. The coding region runs from base 167 to 1645 and encodes 492 amino acids. The record is from RefSeq and is a predicted model, not a curated record.